GAAGGAAGGAUUGUCAAAAUGCGGAAGAUGCAAGCAGGCGUUCUACUGCAAUGCGGAGUGUCAGGCUCCUCAGAGAAGCAAGCCCAGCCGGUCACGUACAGUCUAGGUGAUGGAGCUCGGAGCAGUAAGAGGACAGGGCCAGCAGCCGGUCCCUGAGGCCCCCUUUCCUAGCUCUGAGAGCUCGUCACGUAAAGGACCAGAGUCGGACUUUCUUCAGAUGCAAGCAGGAGACAGCCAUGGCCUUGUUGAAGAGUUGCAGGAACCAGGCCAUCGGAAAGAAGACUGGCCUAUGCACAAGCUGGAGUGCUCAUCUAUGGUAGUUUUUGGGGACAACUGGAACCCCUCAGAGACGGUCAGGCUAACAGCAAGGAUUCUAGCCAAACAGAAAAUCCAUCCGGAGAGAACACCUUCAGAGAGGCUGUUAGCUGUGGCGGAGUUUGAGUCACAUCUGGACAAGUUGGAUAACGAGAAGAAGGCACUGAUUCAGAGUGACAUUGCUGCCCUUCACCAGUUCUACUCCAAGCACCUCGAAUUCCCUGACCACAGCAACCUGGUGGUGCUCUUUGCCCAGGUGAACUGUAACGGCUUCACCAUUGAAGAUGAAGAGCUUUCUCAUCUGGGAUCUGCCAUAUUUCCUGAUGUUGCAUUGAUGAAUCACAGCUGUUGUCCCAAUGUCAUUGUGACCUACAAGGGAACUGUGGCUGAAGUCAGAGCCGUGCAAGAAAUCCACCCAGGAGAGGAGGUGUUUACGAGCUAUAUUGACUUGCUGUACCCAACAGAAGAUAGGAAUGAUCGCUUAAGAGACUCCUAUUUUUUUACCUGUGAGUGCCAGGAGUGUACUACCAAGGACAAGGACAAGGCCAAGGUGGAGAUCCGGAAGCUCAGCAGUCCCCCAAAGGCAGAAGCCAUCCGGGACAUGGUCAGAUAUGCACGCAAUGUCAUCGAGGAAUUCCGCAGGGCCAAGCACUACAAAUCCCCUAGUGAACUGCUGGAGAUCUGCGAGCUCAGCCAGGAGAAGAUGAGCUCUCUGUUUGAGGACAGCAAUGUGUACAUGCUGCAUAUGAUGUACCAGGCCAUGGGCGUGUGCUUGUACACGCAGGACUGGGAAGGAGCCCUGCGCUACGGACAGAAGAUCAUUAAGCCCUACAGUAAGCACUAUCCAGUGUACUCCCUCAACGUGGCCUCCAUGUGGCUGAAGCUGGGAAGACUGUACAUGGGCCUGGAGAACAGAGCUGCCGGGGAGAAGGCCCUGAAGAAGGCCGUUGCCAUCAUGGAAGUAGCUCACGGCAAGGAUCAUCCGUACAUCUCUGAGAUCAGACAGGAAAUUGAAGGCCACUGACACCAUGCAACAUGUCCCGAUUUCAUCCAGUAUGCCAGAGGGAUUGGAAAGUUUCAAGUGGACACACCACUCUGGCAUUUCUGCACAUUCAGAAUGAAAACACCUCUUGUCCCAGAGCCUCACACAUGCCCUGCUUCGAGGUUGGCAUUAAUCUUUAACCUUAAUACUCAUUUCAGAUGCUUCCCUUUUUGUCAGAGGUAAUGGCAUGGUUUCAUGAAUAAUAAUAUACUUUGGGCAGAUGGGGUUCUUAAAAUGCAAUUAUUUUUUCCCUUCAUGCACAUUGGAAUGUUGUGAAUAAAGCUGGAUGAUAGAAGAAUAAAAUGAGAUCAUGACUUGAA
Jaculus jaculus (lesser Egyptian jerboa) is the source of this 1677-nucleotide messenger RNA. It is a transcript of the gene Smyd2, whose product is annotated as SET and MYND domain containing 2. Lineage: Eukaryota; Metazoa; Chordata; Mammalia; Rodentia; Dipodidae. Bases 110 to 1339 code for a protein of 409 amino acids. Gene Ontology annotation, molecular function: protein binding; histone methyltransferase activity; protein-lysine N-methyltransferase activity. The record is from RefSeq and is a predicted model, not a curated record. Gene Ontology annotation, cellular component: nucleus. The transcript is spliced from 12 exons.